AUGCAGCCGGCAAUGAUGAUGUUUUCCAGUAAAUACUGGGCAAGAAGAGGGUUUUCCCUGGAUUCAGCGGUGCCCGAAGAGCAUCAGCUACUUGGCAGCUUAACUGUGUCUACCUUCUCAAAGCUAAAUAAAGCUAACUCUGGCAAAAAUGAUGAUAAAAAAGACAACAAAGGAACCAGCAAAAGUGAAACUGCUACUGAAAGUGGCAAGACGGCGGUUGUAUUCUCUUUGAAAAAUGAAGUCGGCGGAUUGGUCAAAGUGCUGAAACUCUUUCAGGAAAAACAUGUCAACAUGGUUCACAUCGAGUCCAGGAGAUCCCGGCGAAGAGGUUCAGAGGUGGAGAUCUUUGUGGACUGUGAGUGUGGCAAAACAGAAUUCAAUGAACUCAUUCAGUUGCUGAAAUUUCAAACUACAAUCAUGAUGCUGAAUCCGCCAGAGAACAUUUGGACAGAGGAAGGAGAGCUAGAGGAUGUGCCCUGGUUCCCCCGGAAGAUCUCUGAAUUGGACAAAUGUUCUCACAGAGUUCUCAUGUAUGGUUCUGAGCUUGAUGCUGAUCACCCAGGAUUUAAGGACAAUGUCUAUCGACAGAGAAGAAAGUAUUUUGUGGAUGUGGCCAUGAGUUAUAAAUACGGUCAGCCCAUCCCCAGGGUGGAGUACACAGAGGAAGAAACGAAAACGUGGGGCGUUGUAUUCCGGGAGCUCUCCAAGCUCUAUCCCACACAUGCUUGCCGGGAGUAUUUGAAAAACUUCCCUCUGCUGACUAAAUACUGUGGCUACAGGGAAGACAACGUGCCCCAACUUGAAGAUGUCUCCAUGUUUCUGAAAGAAAGAUCUGGCUUCACGGUGAGGCCAGUGGCUGGAUAUCUGAGUCCCCGAGACUUUCUGGCAGGACUGGCCUACAGGGUGUUCCACUGCACCCAGUACAUCCGGCAUGGCUCGGACCCCCUCUACACCCCAGAACCAGACACGUGUCACGAGCUCCUGGGACAUGUUCCACUGCUUGCAGAUCCUAAAUUUGCUCAGUUUUCCCAGGAAAUAGGCCUGGCAUCUCUGGGAGCAUCAGAUGAAGACGUGCAGAAACUAGCCACGUGCUAUUUCUUUACAAUUGAGUUUGGCCUGUGCAAGCAAGAAGGGCAACUGCGGGCAUAUGGAGCAGGACUACUUUCUUCCAUUGGAGAGUUAAAGCAUGCUCUUUCUGACAAGGCAUGUGUGAAAGCCUUUGACCCGAAGACAACUUGCUUGCAGGAAUGCCUUAUCACCACCUUCCAGGAAGCCUACUUUGUUUCAGAAAGUUUUGAGGAAGCCAAAGAAAAAAUGAGGGACUUUGCAAAGUCAAUUACUCGUCCCUUCUCAGUGUACUUCAAUCCCUACACACAGAGUAUUGAAAUUCUGAAAGACACCAGAAGUAUUGAAAACGUGGUGCAGGAUCUCCGCAGCGAUCUGAACACAGUGUGUGAUGCCUUGAACAAGAUGAAUCAGUAUCUGGGGAUUUGA
Molecule: messenger RNA, 1494 nt
Organism: Phyllostomus hastatus (greater spear-nosed bat)
Lineage: Eukaryota; Metazoa; Chordata; Mammalia; Chiroptera; Phyllostomidae
Gene: TPH2
Product: tryptophan hydroxylase 2
Exons: 11
Coding region: 1-1494 (497 amino acids)
Biological process (GO): serotonin biosynthetic process; aromatic amino acid metabolic process
Cellular component (GO): neuron projection
Molecular function (GO): iron ion binding; tryptophan 5-monooxygenase activity
Source: RefSeq, a predicted model, not a curated record